Engraulis encrasicolus (European anchovy) is the source of this 896-nucleotide messenger RNA. Its product is annotated as ataxin-8-like. The record is from RefSeq and is a predicted model, not a curated record. The coding region runs from base 528 to 896 and encodes 122 amino acids. Lineage: Eukaryota; Metazoa; Chordata; Actinopteri; Clupeiformes; Engraulidae. The transcript has 2 exons.
UUACCUGGCCAGCUGCGCUACAUUAUCCACUCACCAACCUCUCCUUGCACCACUCUGCUCUGAUUACUCUGCCAGCUGCGCUGCAUUACCCACUAACCUCUCCCAGUAUUUAAAGCCUCUUCUCACAGCUCAACUUUGUCAGAUCGUCUGCAAUUCCACACCCGGAACCAGUUUGCUGUCUUCUCUCUGACUCCUGUAUCUUGACCCUGAACCUGCCUGUAUCCUGACUACUCUUCUGCCCCGGAAAACCCGACCUGCCUUCUGCCUGCACGACUCUUGACUACUCUUCUACCCCGGACUUCCGGACCACCUACCACCGGCUCCUUUGGACUAAUCUCUGCCACUGGGGGGGGACGCACACACAGCACGUUGGACGAACCCUGGAAUCCCGGUAACUCUUGGAACCAGCAGAACCCUCACUCUCCCAACUUCCCUUUCCCCUCAAGUUUUUUCAAUAAACUUUCUGUGUGACGCAAUUGUGGUCCUCUGGUCGUCUGUCUGAACCGUGACAGUACGAUCUGACCACUAUGGACCCAGCGCACACUUCCCCCAACAUGGAAACCGAUGAGCCUGAGCAACCCACCGCCAUGCAACGUCUGGAAAAUGCUGAGAGAGAGGUAACCCGCAUGAGCGGCGACAUUGCCUCCCUGCUACAGGUCGGCCACCAACAACAUCAGCAGUUCCAGCAGCAACAGCAGCAGUUCCAGCAGCAACAGCAACAGGUCCAGCACCAGCAACAACAACUCGGCUUAAUCAUCCAGCUCCUCACCAACCUUACCCCAGCCGCUCUACCUGCCGGCCUUGCCCCAGCCGUUCUGCCCGCCAGCCCAGCUCCAGCCAGUCUGCCCACCAGUCCAGCUCCAGUCAGUCUGCCCACCAGCACAGCCCCAGAGUAA